AUGAAAUUUGUGCAGGAAAAUAUUUUUUCGAGAUUUGGAUGUCCUAGAGUGAUUAUUAGUGAUGGAGGAACACAUUUUACAAAUAAAAAUUUCAGAGAACUGUUGAAAAAGAAUGGAGUACACCAUAGAGUAGCCACUCCAUAUCAUCCCCAAACAAAUGGGCAAGCUGAAGUAGCAAAUAGGGAAAUUCAGAGAAUUUUGAGAAAAAUAGUUAGACCAGAUAGGAAAGAUUGGCCCACGAAAUUACAAGAUGCAUUAUGGGCUUAUAGAACAGCUUAUAAAAAUCCCAUAGGUAUGUCCCCAUUUCGUCUCAUUUUUGGAAAGCCAUGUCAUCUUCCUGUGGAAAUAGAGCAUAAAGCAUUAUGGGCUAUAAAAAAUUUAUGUAUGGAUGAAAAAUCAGCUGGUGGGCAUAGAAUUUUUCAGUUACAUGAACUAGAGGAGUUGAGGAAUGAAGCUUAUGAAAAUCAUAGAAUAUAUAAAGAAAAAACUAAAACUUUUCAUGAUAAAUACAUUAGCAGAAAAAAAUUUGAUGUUGGACAAAAAGUGUGGUUAUAUGAUUCUAGGCUGAAAUUAUUCCAGGAAAAUUAA
This is a messenger RNA of Spirodela intermedia, 588 nucleotides long. NCBI's taxonomy places the organism in Eukaryota, Viridiplantae, Streptophyta, Magnoliopsida, Alismatales, Araceae. The record is from the annotation of a GenBank genome assembly.